AAUCUAUAGUUAAGACAGGACAAUGUCUGUCGGGUCAGCUAGUAUGCAAUAAUUGCUAUUUAGAUUCAAACGGUUUAGAUAGAACUUUAUUUAUUUAUACGUAAUAUUUUAUUUUCCAUGUUAUAUAUUAGACUAUAGUCGUACUGAUAAAAAGGAAUGACACGACUAACGAUAUCUAGCAGUAACACGAGCGCUACAAAACUUUGUUAGCAGCGUCACUGGAGUGUAGCUCCGACGCCCAGAGUCGUAAUGCAUUAAUGGAGUUUACGGGUAAAGCUUCAAUUUUCAAAAAGACUAUCUAUCGCACACUACUUUGCUAAAAGAUGGUUUUCGAAGCAAAUUCUCGACGAACAAUAGUUUGCAAGACAUAAUUGACACUGAAAUUCACAGACUUCAAACGUUCGAUCGGUGAUUGACUUCAAACGAUCGAUCGGCGAUUGGUCAGUCGACCAUACUUUGCUUCUGCUGUUAACUUCUCACUUGCUAGCGUCACUGAAGCGAAUUUAUUCACGGCUUUAUUGUCGUUGAAGCUAAAAUGCCGUUGGCUAGAACGUUCAAGCGAGAACUGUAAACGUUGUAAAAACGACGCUUCUAUGCACAGCCGAUGCAAUAUCCAGGGUCAAGAUAUGUAUACGAUUUCAAUGCUAAAAUCUACGAUGUUAAAACGUUUGUGGUACAUAGAAAGUACAAUAAUACUGCUCAGUUUGCCAAUGACAUAGCGUUAUUAUUCGUCGAUGGGCCAAUACAGUUGGGGAAUCUGGCGAAGAAAGCGAUCUUGGUGAAUAACGACGCAUGGAUGUCGCCUAAAGAGAAGAACUUCAAAGUUACUGGUUGGGGUUGGACUCAGUACGGAGGGCCGAUAUCAGAUCUAGGUCUAAUGAUGACGCACUUGAAGUUCGUACCUUCGAAGGAGUGCAGCCGACUUCACAACCUGAAGAUAGGGAAGGAUAUGUUCUGUCUAUAUGGCGAUGGUAAACGGGAUACUUGCAAAGGCGACUCGGGAGGAGGAGUCCUCUGGAAAGGGUUAAUAGUAGGUAUAACGUCGCAUGGUGACGGAUGCGCAAAAAAGCACAAGCCAAGCGUGUACGCCAAUGUUUGGUACUUCAGGAAGUGGAUAGAGCACAACUUGUACAGAUUCUUCGACAUUAUGUGUAGGCGACAAAGAUUAAAAUUGGGUGACUAAUAAAAAAGUAAAACAACAGAAC
Manduca sexta (tobacco hornworm) is the source of this 1205-nucleotide messenger RNA. RefSeq names its product trypsin delta. Bases 605 to 1183 code for a protein of 192 amino acids. The transcript is spliced from 6 exons. Gene Ontology annotation, molecular function: serine-type endopeptidase activity. The record is from RefSeq and is a predicted model, not a curated record. Lineage: Eukaryota; Metazoa; Arthropoda; Insecta; Lepidoptera; Sphingidae. Gene Ontology annotation, biological process: proteolysis.